Messenger RNA from Dissoconium aciculare CBS 342.82, 2460 nucleotides. RefSeq names its product ATP-citrate synthase subunit 1. Gene Ontology annotation, cellular component: cytosol. Gene Ontology annotation, biological process: tricarboxylic acid cycle; acetyl-CoA biosynthetic process; fatty acid biosynthetic process. The transcript is spliced from 4 exons. The record is from RefSeq and is a predicted model, not a curated record. Lineage: Eukaryota; Fungi; Ascomycota; Dothideomycetes; Mycosphaerellales; Dissoconiaceae. Bases 43 to 2037 code for a protein of 664 amino acids. Gene Ontology annotation, molecular function: ATP citrate synthase activity.
CCGUGUUCAUCAGAACUUGUCACGCCACCAGAUUCGCCCCUCAUGUCGACCACUGCGGCCACUGGCCCCAAUGGCGCCCAGCAAGAUGGCCUUUCUGCCAACGACAACAUUCAACGAUUCGUAAACCCAAGCCGACCAUUGAGCCCGCUACCACAGCAUACUCUCUUCCACUCGAAGACACGAUGCUUUGUCUACGGUAUGCAGACCAAGGCUGUGCAGGGAAUGCUCGACUUCGACUUCAUCUGCAAGCGCAAGACUCCUUCCGUCGCAGGUAUCAUCUACACAUUCGGUGGCCAGUUCGUCAGCAAAAUGUACUGGGGAACUUCAGAGACACUUCUCCCGGUCUAUCAAAAUGUGGAAAGCGCAGUGGCUAAGCACAACGACGUGGAUGUCGUUGUCAACUUCGCCUCCUCCCGUUCAGUCUACUCCUCCACCAUGGAGUUGAUGAACUACCCGCAGAUCAAGGCGAUUGCCAUCAUCGCCGAGGGUGUGCCCGAACGUCGUGCCCGUGAGAUCCUCCACGUUGCUCAAAAGAAGGGUGUCACUAUUAUUGGUCCGGCCACUGUUGGUGGUAUCAAGCCUGGCGCUUUCAAGAUUGGUAACACUGGUGGUAUGAUGGACAACAUUGUCGCCUCGAAGCUCUACCGCAAAGGCUCUGUUGGCUACGUCUCAAAGUCCGGUGGUAUGUCCAACGAGUUGAACAACAUUGUGGCACAAUACACCGACGGUGUGUACGAGGGAGUUGCCAUUGGCGGUGACAGAUACCCUGGUACCACAUUCAUCGACCACAUGCUCCGAUACCAAGCCGACCCCGACUGCAAGAUUCUCCUCCUAUUGGGUGAGGUCGGUGGUGUUGAGGAAUACCGCGUGAUUGAGGCCGUCAAGGCAGGCGUUAUCACCAAGCCGAUUGUCGCCUGGGCUAUUGGAACCGUCGCUAGCAUGCUCAAGACUGAGGUCCAGUUCGGUCACGCAGGUGCCAUGGCUAACUCUCAACUGGAGACCGCUGCUGUCAAGAACCAAAGCAUGCGCGAAGCUGGUUUCUUCGUCCCCAACACCUUCGAGGAGAUUCCGGAGCUUCUCAGCCAGGUCUACCAGAAGAUGGUCAAGGCUGGCGAGAUCAAGCCUGCUCCCGAACCUGCCGUUCCCAAGAUUCCAAUCGACUACUCGUGGGCGCAAGAGUUGGGUCUCAUCCGUAAGCCUGCUGCCUUCAUUUCUACCAUCUCCGACGACCGUGGUCAGGAACUGUUGUACGCGGGUUUGCCAAUCUCAGACGUAUUCCGGGAGAACAUUGGUAUCGGUGGUGUCAUGUCACUGUUGUGGUUCCGUCGUCGCCUGCCUGACUACGCGAGCAAGUUCUUGGAGAUGGUCCUCAUGUUGACUGCUGAUCACGGUCCGGCUGUGUCUGGUGCCAUGAACACGAUCAUAACUACCCGUGCUGGCAAGGAUUUGAUUUCGGCACUUGUGGCUGGUCUGCUGACCAUUGGUUCGCGUUUCGGUGGUGCUCUUGAUGGUGCUGCAGAGGAGUUCUCACGCGCAUUCGACAAGGGUCUCUCGCCACGAGACUUCGUUGACACGAUGCGCAAGGAGAACAAGCUCAUUCCUGGCAUCGGUCACCGUGUCAAGUCUCGCAACAACCCCGAUCUCCGUGUCUCGCUUGUCAAGGAGUACUGUCUCGCCAACUUCCCCUCCACCAAACUGCUCGACUAUGCCCUCGCUGUCGAGACCGUCACGACCAGCAAAAAGGACAACCUCAUUCUCAAUGUUGACGGCUGUGUCGCUGUCUGCUUUGUCGACCUUCUCCGCAACUCCGGCGCAUUCAGCCCCGAGGAGGCCGAAGACUACCUUAAGAUGGGUGUCCUCAACGGUCUCUUCGUGUUGGGUCGAUCUAUCGGUCUUAUUGCGCAUUUCCUCGACCAGAAGCGCCUGCGCACCGGUCUGUACCGUCACCCCUGGGACGACAUCACCUACCUCCUUCCUGAGCUCGGCAAGGGUGGUCCCAUGGGCAACGAGGGCCGUGUCGAGGUCAACAUCAAAUAGACGAUGUGCUAAAAUACUUUCUUUCUUACGGUGGAUGUCGCAUCAGGCGAGUCUGUUCAUGGGUUUUGGACUUGUAUUGAUGAAUAAUGAAGAUGGCAAACCAAGCCGUGGAACCAAACUCUUUCCCUCUCUUUCGUUCGUCACGAAACGAAGUUUCAUCCUCAGAGGCGGGUCUCCGGAGACAUGAUUCCUCUCAAAUCUCAUUCGUGCGCCUGGACGAUCUAUUAAAUUUGUAUGACACGACGAGCAUGACAUUGUAGCGAAAGCUUUGUAGAUUGAAAUGGUGAGCUUGCGCUUGAAUCAUUGCACAUCGUGAAUUGUGGUACAGGAUCAGCUCAAAUGUAAUCUUAAUGGAGGAAUGAGCAGGCAUGCCUGUAAUUGCUUCACAGCAGCAGACGAUCAUUCGACGAUUAAUAGUAUCCU